This is a messenger RNA of Onychostoma macrolepis, 2302 nucleotides long. Its product is annotated as GTPase IMAP family member 9-like. Bases 94 to 1107 code for a protein of 337 amino acids. The record is from RefSeq and is a predicted model, not a curated record. The transcript is spliced from 4 exons. NCBI's taxonomy places the organism in Eukaryota, Metazoa, Chordata, Actinopteri, Cypriniformes, Cyprinidae. Gene Ontology annotation, molecular function: GTP binding.
CUCCAGUAAAGCAAGACUAGCAAGUUUUAAGGAGAGUAAACGAAACUGUCGUGAAAAGAAAAACGAAACCCAGCUCACAUUUAUACUCGCACGAUGUGCUCUUCCUCUAAAUCUGUGCAGGACAUUUCUCCUGGACCAACAACAAUGACCUCAAAGUCUUGGUCCUUAUCUUUCUCUUCAAUACUAUUGGUGCUUUGUAUAAUUGUUGCAGCUGUUUCAAUAGGGAUUCAGAUCUUCAAGCAAGAAAAACAGGAUUUGGAUGAUAUAGUGCAUCAUCCAGGCGAUUUGCUCCGGAUUCUUUUGGUUGGAAAAACAGGUGUGGGGAAAAGUGCAACUGGCAACACCAUCCUGGGAAAAAAGGUUUUUAAAUCAGAGAUAUCACCCUCCUCUGUGACUGGACAAUGUGAAAAAUUUUAUGCAAUAAUUAACGGUAGAAAAGUAUCCGUCAUUGACUCUCCAGGUCUGUUUGACACUAGCCUAACUGCAAAAGAAGUCAUCGACAGAGUUAAACUCUGUAUUCCUCUCUCUGCUCCUGGUCCACAUGUCUUCUUAGUUGUGAUUCAGCUGGGCAGAUUCACAGAUGAAGAGGCAGCAGCUGUUAGAACCAUCCAAGCAAUUUUUGGUGAGGAAUCCUCCAAUUACAUCAUGGUACUGUUCACUCAUGGAGAUCGACUGGAGGACAAAAACAUUCACACAUUUGUGCGGGACAACCCAAAACUGCUCAGUUUCAUUAAAACAUGCAGCGGACGAUACCAUGUGUUCAACAAUCAAGAACAAAAUCCUGAACAAGUCAAUCAGUUGCUUGACGAGAUUGAUAAAAUGGUCACUGGGAACGGUGGUCAACAUUACACCAGUGAGAUGCUUGAAAGGGUAGAGAGAGCAAUUGAGGAUGAAAAACAACGUAUCCUGAAGGAGACUGAGGAGAAGAGACUAAAGGAGAUAGAAGCUCUGAGGGCUACACUUGAAGAUGAGGCCUAUGAUAAAGCAUUAAAAAAGUUAAACAAAAGAUUUGACCAGCUGGCAAGAUGGCAAGCAGAGAUUGAUCUUCCAUUCUUAAUCCAAGUGGUCAGUUCUUUGAUUAAAACAUUAAGCAAAUUCUUAUUUUGAUCACCUUCUGAUGUGACCCAUGUGAAAACUGUCUACCGAAAAAACUUAAUUAACUGCAGAAGGCAUUUAAAAUCUCAUCAUUUAUAGUUUAUAUUUAAAGUUAAAGGUGCACAAAGUGAUUUUUGCCAAACAAUGUUGAUAUUUGAAAGCACCAAAACAAACACCCCCAUACCCCAACAGGACCUUGCCCUUAAUUUGAAAUCUCUGGCCCACACGUACGUACACAACCAUGGCAACGACAAUCACAGGAACAAGUGAAGAUGACACACAAGCAUAUUCAAACAAAAGCCAACACGGAUAUGUUGUGUGAAACGAAGCAAAAUCAACGUUACUCACCUAUCAAGAAGAAACAACGUAACCUCGUUGUCCUAUUCCAGGCCUUCCCUCUCCUUGAGUCCUCUCCACUGCUGGAAAGCUGCUCCGAUAUUUACGGGGGUCCUACCUCUUGCCUGAUAUUAAGCCUUCUUUUUAAUGCUUUGUUUCUCUGAUAUUUUCCUCUUUUUUUAACCUGCCAUCUCUCUUUAUCUAUAGUCAGACUGCUAAUAUCCGUCCUGUGCACUCAAAUUGAGCACUCUCUUCUUUCUAUUCUUAAGGCACGCCCCCUUACUGCUGAUUGGCUACAAGUGUGUUUUGCGACUCGGGCGACGCUGUGGUCAAAAGCGUUUUUCAAAAAUCAUUUAGUGCACCUUUAACUAGUCAAGUUUUUAAUAAAUAGAAUUUAAGCACAUUUACAUUCUAUUCUGGUGAAAGGGAUAUAUGAAAGUUCAACUACAUGUGAAAGUUCAAUUACAUGUGACAUAUGAAAGUUCAAUAAAUACAGUUUUUAAGUCAGACAACUGAGAUAGAGUUAAACAAAGAUAUGUGCACAUAGAGUAAAUGAUGAAUAAUAGUUUACUGUAAAUACAGUUUGAAAAACAAGAUAAAUUUGACAUUUGCAUGGAUUAUGGUUUUGCAAGAUACUAGGACACCAGUCUAUUGUAACUCUAAAAUGCAACAUUAUUUCAUGUAAUUGAAACUUACAUUUACACUAAUAAAACAAACCAUAAACAGUAAAGUAAUAUUUAUUUGUCAUUUGACUGAGCACACUCACACCCUAGAGGUAUUUCGUUCUGCAUGGAGAGAAAAUAUAUCAAUCUCCAGAAAGGCCUUAAAGGGAUAGUUCACCCAAAAAUGAAAAUUACCCCAUGCGUCCAUC